Messenger RNA from Dermochelys coriacea (leatherback sea turtle), 9265 nucleotides. RefSeq names its product ATP/GTP binding carboxypeptidase 1 (gene AGTPBP1). The transcript has 25 exons. Bases 41 to 3556 code for a protein of 1171 amino acids. The record is from RefSeq and is a predicted model, not a curated record. Gene Ontology annotation, molecular function: metallocarboxypeptidase activity; zinc ion binding. NCBI's taxonomy places the organism in Eukaryota, Metazoa, Chordata, Testudines, Dermochelyidae. Gene Ontology annotation, biological process: C-terminal protein deglutamylation; proteolysis; protein side chain deglutamylation.
GUUAUCUGAGAUGGUGUAUUGAAGAACUAAGUUUUCCAAGAUGAACAAAGUAAAAACAACAUCUGAGAAAAGUCUUACUAACAAUUCUCGGAUUGUGGGUCUGCUGGCACAGCUAGAGAAGAUCAAUUCAGAAACUUUGUUGGUAGAAGCAGACACUGCCAGAUAUGUUACCUCAAAGAUCCUUCAUCUGGCUCAGAGUCAAGAAAAAACCAGGAAGGAAAUGACUGCCAAAGGUUCCCCAGCAAUAGAAAUUAUCCUCUCAACAUUAGAGAAUACAAGAGAUCUUCAGACUACUCUAAAUAUAUUAAAUAUCCUCAUUGAAUUGGUGUCAGUUGGUGGUGGUCGGAAAGCAAGUGUCUUAGUUUCUAAAGGAGGGAUGCAGAUCUUAUUGCAGUUACUUUUGAGUGCCGGCAAAGACUCCCCACCAAAUGAGGACUUAAUGGUGCAGCUUCAUUUCCUUCUUGCAAAAAUUGGUCCAAAAGAUAAAAAAUUCGGAGUAAAAGCUAGAAUCAGCGGCACACUAAGCAUAUCUCUGAAUUUGGUGAAACAGAAUUUGCAGAACCACAGGUUAAUACUGCCAUGUCUUCAAGUACUAAGAGUAUACUCAACCAACUCUGUAAAUGCAGUAUCCUUGGGGAAAAAUGGAGUUGUGGAACUGAUGUUCAAGAUCAUUGGCCCUUUUAGUAAAAAGAAUACUGGCCUUAUGAAGGUUGCUUUAGACACACUUGCUGCAUUGCUAAAAUCAAAAACGAAUGCCAGGAGAGCGGUAGACAGAGGAUAUGUCCAUGUGCUUUUAACAAUUUAUGUAGAUUGGCACCGUCAUGAUAGUCGACACAGACACAUGCUGAUCCGUAAAGGAAUCUUACAGUGUAUUAAAAGUGUUACAAAUAUCAAGUUGGGAAGGAAAGCGUUUAUUGAUGCCAAUGGGAUGAAAAUUCUUUACAACACUUCCCAAGAUUGCCUUACUGUGAGAACUCUUGAUCCUCUAGUCAACACAUCAAGUCUAAUAAUGAGAAAAUGUUUUCCUAAAAACCGUCUUCCACUACCAACUAUUAAAAGUGCUUUUCAUUUCCAACUACCAGUUAUCCCUAUUAGUGGUCCUGUGGCUCAGAUGUACAGUUUGCCUCCUGAAGUGGAUGACGUAGUAGACGAAAGUGAUGACAAUGAUGACAUCGAAACAGAAAGUGAGAUUGAAAAUGAAAACGAAGAUGACAAGGACCAACUCUUUAAGAACGAUGAUAUAGAGACUGAUAUUAACAAAUUGAAACCAAGGCAAGAAUUGGGACGACCCGUAGAAGAACUAAAAAUGUAUGAACAAUUUUUCCCAGAGCUUGCAGAUAACUUUAAGGACUACGACUUAGUCUCCAAGGAACCAAAGCCUUUUGCAUCUGAUGCAAAUCUAGGUGGACCGAUUGUUGUUCCUACGGCAGGAGAGGAGCAGUCUGUAGAAGCAAAUCACUCAGUCAAGGGAAAUACUGUGAAAGAGAGCAAUCACUUGCAAGCAGGGGAGUGUAAUAAAAGGCCAGCCUUUUUGGAUCUGCCAAAGAAAAAUCGCAACAAAGACAAUAGCUUACAGCAGCAAAGUGAUCAAAAGAAACUGCUUUCGUCAUGCCAGUGCCUAAGCUAUGAAAUAGUGAAAGGCUUGGACAGGAUCACUCUGCAGAAUACUUCAAAAAAUGAACAGUAUUACAAAACGGGGUGUGUGAUGAAGAAAGAAAGCAAAACUAGCCUUACCUCACUCACUUGUAAUAAACCUUGCCAGCAUGUUUCAUCUUGUGGAAGUGUUCUGUUUGAGGGACGAUCUGUCCAGCUGGGAAAGCUGUGCUUCACGAGUGUUGAUCCUGAGGAAGAGGAUGAUUCCAGCUCGCAUUCAUCAGGGGAGCAAGUGAUGCUUGAGGUGCCUGAUAUAUUGCCACUCCAUGACCCUGAUCUUUAUAUUGAGAUUGUGAAAAACACAAAGUCUGUUCCUGAAUAUUCAGAAGUGGCUUACCCAGAUUACUUUGGUCACAUUCCACCUCCAUUUAAGGAACCUAUCUUAGAAAGACCUUAUGGUGUGCAGAGGACAAAAAUAUCCCAAGAUAUUGAAAGACUGAUUCAUCAGAAUGAUAUUAUAGACAGAAUCAUGUAUGACCUUGAUAAUCCCAGUUAUUCAGUGCCAGAAGAGGGAGAGUUUUUGAAGUUCAACUCCAAAUUUGAGUCUGGAAAUCUGCGCAAAGUUAUUCAAAUUAGAAAAAACGAGUAUGAUCUCAUUCUGAACUCAGAUAUAAACAGCAAUCACUAUCACCAGUGGUUUUAUUUUGAAGUCAGUGGAAUGCGGCCAGGCAUUGGUUACCGGUUUAACAUCAUCAACUGUGAAAAGUCGAACAGUCAGUUUAAUUAUGGUAUGCAGCCCCUCAUGUAUUCUGUUCAGGAGGCGUUAAAUUCCAGGCCAUGGUGGACUCGUGUUGGGACAGAUAUUUGUUACUACAAGAAUCACUUUGCUAGAAGUUCAAUUGCUGCUGGUGGUCAGAAAGGAAAAUCCUAUUACACAAUUACAUUCACAGUGAACUUCCCACACAAGGAUGAUGUCUGCUACUUUGCUUACCACUAUCCAUACACGUAUUCAACUUUAAGGAUGCAUCUUCAGAAAUUGGAAUCCAUGCACAACCCUCAGCAGAUCUAUUUUCGACAAGAUAUGCUGUGUGAGACCUUGUCUGGGAACAGUUGCCCUUUAGUCACUAUCACAGCCAUGCCAGAGUCGAAUUACUAUGAACAUAUCUCUCAGUUCAGGAAUCGUCCUUACAUUUUCUUAUCUGCUCGUGUACAUCCUGGAGAGACUAAUGCAAGCUGGGUUAUGAAGGGAACCUUGGAAUAUCUUAUGAGUAACAACCCCGCUGCCCAGAGUUUACGAGAAUCCUAUAUUUUUAAAAUUGUCCCUAUGCUCAACCCAGAUGGUGUCAUCAAUGGAAACCAUCGCUGUUCUUUAAGUGGGGAGGAUUUGAAUAGACAGUGGCAAAACCCAAACCCAGACCUUCAUCCCACAAUUUACCAUGCCAAGGGCUUACUACAAUAUUUGGCUGCAAUAAAACGUUUGCCUCUGGUUUACUGUGAUUAUCAUGGUCAUUCUCGUAAAAAGAAUGUAUUCAUGUAUGGCUGCAGCAUUAAAGAGACAGUGUGGCAUACUAAUGUUAGCGCUGCCUCUUGUGACCUGAUUGAGGACCUUGGUUAUAGGGCUCUUCCUAAGAUUCUCAGUCAGAUUGCCCCAACAUUCAGCAUGAGCAGCUGCAGUUUUGUAGUGGAAAAGUCCAAGGAAUCGACGGCACGUGUAGUUGUCUGGAGAGAGAUAGGAGUACGAAGGAGCUACACAAUGGAGAGCACGUUAUGUGGCUGCGAUCAGGGCAAAUAUAAGGGUUUACAGAUAGGGACACAAGAGCUGGAAGAGAUGGGAGCCAAAUUCUGUGUUGGCUUACUGCGUUUGAAAAGACUGACCUCUCCACUGGAAUUCAAUCUGCCUUCUAGCCUCCUUGACAUUGAAAAUGAGUUGAUUGAAUCAAGCUGUAAAGUAACAAGGUGGUGAUGAUUCUGGCUGAUGUAUCACUCAAGAGGGUGCCCAGAGAAGGCAACUGCUCGAGGUUCCCCGGGUCCAUGUGUUGCUGGGCUUUCAACAGCUCUGGUACCACCAGUGCUCAUGGCAGAAUGGUAUGGGAAAGUACCCUACCAUGGCGCGAGAGACCAAGGCAGCCCAUCCUAGAAAUGUGCAGUCAAAGAGUAAAGAAUGCAAGCUUGAAAACGUCAUCAAGAUUGUGCCAGGGCAAAAGGGAUGCCCUUGAACUCCACAAGUGGAAAAGGGUGGUUUCCACUGCCUACUUCUGCAAGCCAGUACAAAGCCAAGCCACCAUAGCCAGCAGCAUACUGUCUACUUCUUUCUACCCCAUAACCCAAGCACAGCAUGCAAGAAAUUUGUUUUGAAUUUGGACGCUCAUAUUGGAAAACCAAAGCGCUGAGUUUUUACAUGUUUACAUAGCUGGGCUUCCACUGCACUUUCCCCCACAAAAGCCAAGGAAAGCCAGGAUGCCUUUCUGAGAUCAGGCUGCAGCAUGAGGUUUGCCUGAGCUUUCUUUAGCUGCAGCUUUACCUGGUGCCAUACUUGUGCACUGAGGUAGCAAAAGUAUGUUGGCAAAGAUGGGCCAGAAUUCUGUGAACUGGUUGUAAAGGAGGGCCAGUGAUAAACAAAUGCUGCAUGUGCUUUGAGCUAUAUUAGACAAAUGUAGUGUGUGGAAAAAAGAAUUUUGUUGCAUAAAAGGGGAUUUCCAAAUGCUGCUAAUACAGGGUUAAGUUUAUGCAGACUUGUGAAUUAGUUUGUGCUGUAUUUUAUAAGAAAUAGCAUAACCUUUUCUCACUUUGUGGGAACAACGCAUUGUAGGUUAAUCCUUAGGAAUUCAGAAAAAAAACCAACAAAAAUACUGUUGAUCCAUUUUAUCUGGCAUACUGCCUUGUCUAUUAGCCAAUACAUGAUCCUUUUGAGAGAAGAAAGCAAUCAAUAACACACGCAGCCAAUUUUAUAAUACCACAAGCGAGGCCCCAAUUCCCUGCCCUGUGCUUUAUCACUAAAUCACAGUAUGUCUGUAGUAUGUCUCCUUUCAAAAAUUACCAUUUUUUCCCCCAGGAAAAUUUUUUUCCUUCAAUUUUUUUAAAUAGUGAAAGACUACGCUUAAAAGGAGAGGCAGAUAAAAGACACAGCUUAAAAGUUCUCUACUGUACCAUAGAGUGCAGCUAAAUAACUGUUGCUAGAAUUUUUGUGAAGAAAUUCUUCUCUUCCUGACGUGUUUCACAGCUCCUUCCAUAGGUACCAAAAAAUGUUUCCUUCCCAUUCUUCAUAAUGUCUUUACCUAUCAUUGUUAAACUCAAGUCAAUCAUUUUCUGCGACCGCAUACAGAAGCAGUGAAGUACUGUAUAUUUGAAAUCUUAGUAACCGUGGAGGAAUUAAUUACAAACACUACAGGUCACACCCCCAGUUACAUUGGCAUAAAGUUUGUCAGGCUGUUUUUAAUUCAUAAAUAGCCUCUGGAUUGCCACCCCCCAGAAUGACAAUAGAAUUGAAGUGUUGGAGAUCUGCCAUGUUAAAUGCAUUCCAGCUGUUCCUUUUACCCCAGCUAAUUAAAUGAAAACUUGUGGGACCUCACAGGCAUGUGCAGGAUUGUAGGGCUAGUUUGUCAGAUACUGCGUGCAGUGGUUUGUUUUUAAUCCAUUCUGCUUCUGGAUAGUGUAGCUGCCCUUUGUGAGCCCUUCAUUCUACCUAAAAACAGGUGCAUGUUUCUCUACAGUUUCUUCCACUCUACAAGUGGUUAUUUGCAUGGUGUUUAGACUUUGUUAGUAAACUGACCUUUUUAAAAAAAAAGAUUACAAUAAACUGUUGACUCAACUUACAAUAUCUUUUUUCUUUUUGUUCUCUUUAUUUUGAUUUAUGCAAUUAAAAAAAUAGAAUACCUCUAUACUGUGUUUUACAUGCCCUUGAGAACCAUUAUACAUACAGUCCAUGAGAACGUUGAAGACCCCACAUUUAAAAACACAUACCUCUAGGUCUCAAAUUUGAUCUCUUAUCCAUUUUCAAAUGUACGAAAACAUUAUCGUGAUUUUUAAUGCCUGUACCAAUCCUCCUUUUUCUUAAUAAAAAAUAAUCUGUUUAUCCACUAUGGCAGCCACAUGGUAUACUUGGGGAACUACACAGGUCCUAUGAUACAAAAUCUCUAAACUCAAAAUUCCUGUAUUUUUAAGUAAUAGCCACUCAUAAACACCUGUUAUGUUACUGCUGUCACAUGAAGAGUGCGAAGAAGUUUUGAUGAAGACAAUAUAAUAUAGUAAUCUGUUUGCUAAACGCUUUCUACAUCACAGGUGUUAUCUAAACUUUUCCAGGUCAGCAGCUAGUCAUCCUGCUUCCGUCGAUCACAAUAAAUUGUACAGAGGAAAGCAAUUUAUUACAGUAUUCUGUAAAUCAAAUAAUUUAUAUCUAUAUUACUGAAUCAAAAUGCAACUAGGAAAAUGAGACUAGUAGUGAUAGUGCAAAACACAUAUAGCAGAUAGCUGACUGCUCCUAGUUUUCCACUGUGCCAUGUCGGAUAGAGCCUAAUCUUUGCUCUUGUCUUUGCUGCUAAAAAAAAGAUGGUUACUUCCAGUGCAAUAACUAAUAUGCGAUAGUUAUCUCAUUGUAAAAUCCCAGUGGAGACAAGCUCCCACCUUGUAGUUUUUACUGUGAAGCAAGCCGGAGAGGUCAACUCUAUACCCUUCACCCAGGUUUGAUAUUUAUUUUACCUCUUGGUUAAACUACAGUGCCAUGUCUCCAGUAGGAGUUUACAGCAGGAAAGCUAUUGUGCAUUAGUUAUCUCACAGUAAAAACACACUUUUUUAGCAGUGAAGACAAAGCUAGUAUUGGAUCUGCAGUGUUCUGGAGGUAACAGGCUGGUCUCCCCCAUGGGGAUGGAGCACCUCACAAAGGUCUGUAGUGAGCUAAACGCAAGAAGGUAGGGAGCAAUGAACACCUCUUGUCAUUCUCUGAUGCAACAGCUCUACCUACAAUUUGGGGAGUAACAUUAUUGAGCUGUGAGAGAAGUUGCAUUUGGCCUUUGAGGAAGGGACAGCUAACAUCACUGAAAGGUUGGGAAUAAAAGUGAAAAUGUAGGUGGUGUGAUGGGAAAUAACAUAUGGGAUAACACAGGCUCUUUUAAUCAGCCUAAUAAAGUCAAAAUUGUAAGCUGUUCUGUAAAAUGAUGUGGAUAGGUUUCAGAGUAGCAGCUGUGUUAGUCUGUAUUCGCAAAAAGAAAAGGUAGAGAGAGUGAGCAUUGCAGCCAAAUGGUUCUUCAUGAAAGGAAUUGGGCCAGUUAAGAAUGCUUCAGUUAGUGCCACAGGGACAUGGUGCUUCAGUAACUUAUAUUUCCAUAGUUGGGAGCAUUUAGAUUAUGCCUCAGAUCAAGGAACUUGAAGCCAAAUAUUUCAGAUUUUUCUCACUUCUUUCAUUCUUUUUUUUUUUAAAGUCAUGGGAAAUUAAAUGUCUUAAUAUAACAUUAGCAGUCAAGUCAGGAAAUUCUAAAUGUUAAGUUGCUUCCAUUAUGUUCACUUAGUCAUAUUGUAUUAAAAACUGCAAAAUAUAGUACUUUCACAUAUAAACUUGUGUGUGUGUGUGUGUGUAAUAUAAAAUGUGUGGGGAGCAUCCUUUAACUUGUGGAAUAGAUUGGCUUUUAACAACUUGUUUCUGUCUUAAUGCUGCAUUAAAGCUAAUUAAUGUUUGUGUGUGAUUUUUAAAAACUUCUGCCUGUUGAUUGUCAUAACCAGUUCUAUCAGUGUAUACCUUUAAGUCCAGUCCUGUUCCAUUGAUUUCAAUGGCAAAGUUUCCAUUAAAAUCAGUGGGAGCAGAUUCAGAUCCCCAUGGUACAGGGAAUAUCUCUCUGAUUAAAAAAAAAAACAACAAACUUUCAAACCAUCGAUUACUGUUUAAGUGACAUAUGUCGCAUCACUGAAUAACGGCAUAAAACCAAGUGGACCCCCUUUUUAUAAGGGGGUAUUUUGACCUAAUCCUUGUACAUAUACAGCAUAGUCCUAUAAUUUUUCCAUUCUUUUGCAAGAAGCUGUUGGUGAUAUCUCAAAUCAGGCAUUAGUGGAACAGUUUCAUUUCUACUGUACAGCUUUUCUCAUUCAUCAUUCAUGCCUUAAUGACCCCUCACCUAUGGAAUUUGGAGGACGUCUAGUGUUGUUCUGAAGGCUUCAGUAGUAAGUCCCACCCUUCAUCGUAGGCCCCCAGAUUUUCUGCCGCUGUUGGUAGAAAAGUUGGCAAUUCAGUUUCUCCCAACAAUUUUGUAUUCUAACUUUUUAAUUUGCAUUUUUGUGCACUAGCAACCUCUAAUCAGUCAUUCCUCUCCUGAGUUGGGUAUUUGGCAGCGCAGAAGUUUGUUAGCCAGAUGUGCCACUUCAGCACCUCUCUAGGAGUCCUCUGCCACCCUCGGGCAAUGUGAGCUGUCCUGCAAGCACUGCACUGAAUCGAAGCAGCAUUCCCUAUGUGAGGUGGCAUUUACAGGCUCUACAUGGGGUGAAUUACAUAGCCAGCCAACCCUCGCACUGCCAGCAUUCAGGGCUCUGAGUUGUACUGGCAGCUCAGGUCCCCUCCCCUCACUUGAGGAGCUACCUCCAGUGCAGGAAAGAUGGGAACGGGUCUCACUGUCUCUCUACCCUUUCCCUGCUCCAUAGGCUUUGAGUGAACAUUAGAGCAUAGGGAGCACUUCAGAGAUCCAUGAGGAUUUCACUCCCUGUGAAGCAACACCAUUAUGGGAUUAGAGAAGAGUAAGUGAGAAAUCCAUUCCCAUGUUCAAAGUGGCUCCUGAGUAAAGCCCUGAGUGGGACUAGGUUACUCCUAUAGUACUUAUUUGGGUGCUAGUUAGCCUGUGGGAUCAGGCUGGCAACCUUUCGGGUUCCUGGAGACAUCUAGCAACUUACUUCUAUAGACAAUGUAUUUGUACCGGUACUCUUCCUCAGCUGAGUAUAAACAGCCAGGAGAAGUACCGCAUGCACCACGCACCCCAACAAACUUUCUGUGCAGGACUUUUCCAGGACAGGAUGCCAGUGGCUUGCCAGGAAUUCAUUAAUAUUAAUAAUAUAUCUUCCCUUUCAACCUAAUUAGAUGUAUGAUUUCGUAUAGACACCACCUCUGAGGAUAUAAGGUCCAAAUGAGGGCUUCUGAUUAAAACUAAAUGUUAAACUAAAGCAUUAUGAAAUUUCUUUGUUUUUAUCUAACAUUUUGGGAGCCUAGCGUUGGUGCAGCAGUAGCUCCACCUGUAAAAAAGUGAUAUCUUUAGAAAGGGUCUUUCUUCCAAAAGACCCUAUACACCAUAGGAAUGAGAACACACUGUACAGCAAUUUCAUAACCUCAGCAGUAACUAUUCUGAGCAAAGAUUCUUCAUAUACUUAGUAAGGAAAGACUGUUUGGUGGCAAGCAUGUGGCUCAUCAUCUAGGGAUAUGAGCCUUGCUUAGAGUGAGACCUCUUAGGGUCUGUCAUGGUCAAACCCUUGAUGUGAUUUGUGACAAUAGCAAUGGCUUUUAACUUGUUGGCUACAAGGAAGCUGGGUUACACAGAUGCCAUUAUUCUUCCUAAACAGAUAUCUUGUGCAUAUAAGCAUACAGCGAGAAGUUGUUUGGAAGAACAGUAGAGAAAUUAGUAGCUGAGAUAACAGUGAGGGUUGAGGCCUCUAUGAAAGCCAGCAUAAAAAUCCAUUGGUCACUACCAAGCACCCGGGUAUCCAA